Messenger RNA from Closterium sp. Naga37s-1, 30246 nucleotides. Lineage: Eukaryota; Viridiplantae; Streptophyta; Zygnematophyceae; Desmidiales; Closteriaceae. The record is from the annotation of a GenBank genome assembly.
GCUUGCCCGUGCGAAGAAACGCCCCGUGCGCACCACCGUUGGGCGGUUGGAAGCCGCACACGGUCGCGGGGGUGGAGAGCGGAAACGGGCAGCCGGGGGAGGGUGGGGGCGGUUGGAUGGGACUGGGGUGUACGGGGGGCAGGGGAGUUGAGGGGGCAAGGGGAGGGGCAGCAACGGGCAGGGGCUGGGCCAGCUGAGGGCACGGAAAAGGGGCGGGCAGAGGGUGAGCAGCGGGGCGAGCGAUGCAAGGGAGGCACCAUAGGGGGGAAACCAGUUGCACGGAGGUGGGAGGUGAGGGGCGUGCGAGGGGGUGGGAAAGGGGCAGGGAGGGGCGGAAUGGGAGGACGUGGGUGGGGGGUGGGGGAGGGGAGUGGAGGGGAGAAGCAAUGGGUGAGGGGAAAACAAGGGAGGGGCAGAGGGGGGGCAGGGAGGGAAGAAACGUGGGGCAGGGAGGGGAGAAGCCAAAGACAGGGGCAUGGGCAGGCGGGGGCAGGGAGGGAGCAAAGGAGAGGCACGGAGAAAGAAAGGGAGGCGCGGGGAGGGGAGAAACCGGGCGUGGGGGGGCGGAAAAUGAGGGGCAGGGCGGGGAGGAGGGAGGGGCAGGGAGGGGAGAAGCUGAGCACACGGAGGGGGGAAAGGUGGGGCAGGGAGGUAGGAAGCCAAGGGCAAGGGGGGGAGAGUGGGGGAGCAGGGAGAGGGGGGAGGUGGGGAGCGGAGAAAGGCGGCGAGGGGCAGGGAGGGGAGAAACCAAGCAUAGGGGGGCGAGAUACGAGGGGCAGGGUGCGGAUUGAGGAGGGGCAGGGAGUGGAGUGGGUCGGCGAGGGGAAGGAAGAGGCGUGCAGCAGAGGAGGGGAGGGGGGAGGAGAAGGUAAACGAGGGGAGCGCACGGGCGGGGAGGAGCGAAUGGCGGGCGGUGGGAAACGGCGAGGGGGGCAGGGAGGGUCAAAAGAGGCGGCAAGGGAGCGGGCACGCGGAGGGUGGGGGCGGGGGGGAGCGGAUGGCAUGAGGAGGCAGGGGGCUUGCCCGUGCGAAGAAACGCCCCGUGCGCACCACCGUUGGGCGGUUGGAAGCCGCACACGGUCGCGGGGGUGGAGAGCGGAAACGGGCAGCCGGGGGAGGGUGGGGGCGGUUGGAUGGGACUGGGGUGUACGGGGGGCAGGGGAGUUGAGGGGGCAAGGGGAGGGGCAGCAACGGGCAGGGGCUGGGCCAGCUGAGGGCACGGAAAAGGGGCGGGCAGAGGGUGAGCAGCGGGGCGAGCGAUGCAAGGGAGGCACCAUAGGGGGGAAACCAGUUGCACGGAGGUGGGAGGUGAGGGGCGUGCGAGGGGGUGGGAAAGGGGCAGGGAGGGGCGGAAUGGGAGGACGUGGGUGGGGGGUGGGGGAGGGGAGUGGAGGGGAGAAGCAAUGGGUGAGGGGAAAACAAGGGAGGGGCAGAGGGGGGGCAGGGAGGGAAGAAACGUGGGGCAGGGAGGGGAGAAGCCAAAGACAGGGGCAUGGGCAGGCGGGGGCAGGGAGGGAGCAAAGGAGAGGCACGGAGAAAGAAAGGGAGGCGCGGGGAGGGGAGAAACCGGGCGUGGGGGGGCGGAAAAUGAGGGGCAGGGCGGGGAGGAGGGAGGGGCAGGGAGGGGAGAAGCUGAGCACACGGAGGGGGGAAAGGUGGGGCAGGGAGGUAGGAAGCCAAGGGCAAGGGGGGGAGAGUGGGGGAGCAGGGAGAGGGGGGAGGUGGGGAGCGGAGAAAGGCGGCGAGGGGCAGGGAGGGGAGAAACCAAGCAUAGGGGGGCGAGAUACGAGGGGCAGGGUGCGGAUUGAGGAGGGGCAGGGAGUGGAGUGGGUCGGCGAGGGGAAGGAAGAGGCGUGCAGCAGAGGAGGGAAGGGGGGAGGAGAAGGUAAACGAGGGGAGCGCACGGGCGGGGAGGAGCGAAUGGCGGGCGGUGGGAAACGGCGAGGGGGGCAGGGAGGGUCAAAAGAGGCGGCAAGGGAGCGGGCACGCGGAGGGUGGGGGCGGGGGGGAGCGGAUGGCAUGAGGAGGCAGGGGGCUUGCCCGUGCGAAGAAACGCCCCGUGCGCACCACCGUUGGGCGGUUGGAAGCCGCACACGGUCGCGGGGGUGGAGAGCGGAAACGGGCAGCCGGGGGAGGGUGGGGGCGGUUGGAUGGGACUGGGGUGUACGGGGGGCAGGGGAGUUGAGGGGGCAAGGGGAGGGGCAGCAACGGGCAGGGGCUGGGCCAGCUGAGGGCACGGAAAAGGGGCGGGCAGAGGGUGAGCAGAGGGGCGAGCGAUGCAAGGGAGGCACCAUAGGGGGGAAACCAGUUGCACGGAGGUGGGAGGUGAGGGGCGUGCGAGGGGGUGGGAAAGGGGCAGGGAGGGGCGGAAUGGGAGGACGUGGGUGGGGGGUGGGGGAGGGGAGUGGAGGGGAGAAGCAAUGGGUGAGGGGAAAACAAGGGAGGGGCAGAGGGGGGGCAGGGAGGGAAGAAACGUGGGGCAGGGAGGGGAGAAGCCAAAGACAGGGGCAUGGGCAGGCGGGGGCAGGGAGGGAGCAAAGGAGAGGCACGGAGAAAGAAAGGGAGGCGCGGGGAGGGGAGAAACCGGGCGUGGGGGGGCGGAAAAUGAGGGGCAGGGCGGGGAGGAGGGAGGGGCAGGGAGGGGAGAAGCUGAGCACACGGAGGGGGGAAAGGUGGGGCAGGGAGGUAGGAAGCCAAGGGCAAGGGGGGGAGAGUGGGGGAGCAGGGAGAGGGGGGAGGUGGGGAGCGGAGAAAGGCGGCGAGGGGCAGGGAGGGGAGAAACCAAGCAUAGGGGGGCGAGAUACGAGGGGCAGGGUGCGGAUUGAGGAGGGGCAGGGAGUGGAGUGGGUCGGCGAGGGGAAGGAAGAGGCGUGCAGCAGAGGAGGGGAAGGGGGGAGGAGAAGGGGGCAAGGGGAGGGGCAGCAACGGGCAGGGGCUGGGCCAGCUGAGGGCACGGAAAAGGGGCGGGCAGAGGGUGAGCAGAGGGGCGAGCGAUGCAAGGGAGGCACCAUAGGGGGGAAACCAGUUGCACGGAGGUGGGAGGUGAGGGGCGUGCGAGGGGGUGGGAAAGGGGCAGGGAGGGGCGGAAUGGGAGGACGUGGGUGGGGGGUGGGGGAGGGGAGUGGAGGGGAGAAGCAAUGGGUGAGGGGAAAACAAGGGAGGGGCAGAGGGGGGGCAGGGAGGGAAGAAACGUGGGGCAGGGAGGGGAGAAGCCAAAGACAGGGGCAUGGGCAGGCGGGGGCAGGGAGGGAGCAAAGGAGAGGCACGGAGAAAGAAAGGGAGGCGCGGGGAGGGGAGAAACCGGGCGUGGGGGGGCGGAAAAUGAGGGGCAGGGCGGGGAGGAGGGAGGGGCAGGGAGGGGAGAAGCUGAGCACACGGAGGGGGGAAAGGUGGGGCAGGGAGGUAGGAAGCCAAGGGCAAGGGGGGGAGAGUGGGGGAGCAGGGAGAGGGGGGAGGUGGGGAGCGGAGAAAGGCGGCGAGGGGCAGGGAGGGGAGAAACCAAGCAUAGGGGGGCGAGAUACGAGGGGCAGGGUGCGGAUUGAGGAGGGGCAGGGAGUGGAGUGGGUCGGCGAGGGGAAGGAAGAGGCGUGCAGCAGAGGAGGGGAGGGGGGAGGAGAAGGUAAACGAGGGGAGCGCACGGGCGGGGAGGAGCGAAUGGCGGGCGGUGGGAAACGGCGAGGGGGGCAGGGAGGGUCAAAAGAGGCGGCAAGGGAGCGGGCACGCGGAGGGUGGGGGCGGGGGGGAGCGGAUGGCAUGAGGAGGCAGGGGGCUUGCCCGUGCGAAGAAACGCCCCGUGCGCACCACCGUUGGGCGGUUGGAAGCCGCACACGGUCGCGGGGGUGGAGAGCGGAAACGGGCAGCCGGGGGAGGGUGGGGGCGGUUGGAUGGGACUGGGGUGUACGGGGGGCAGGGGAGUUGAGGGGGCAAGGGGAGGGGCAGCAACGGGCAGGGGCUGGGCCAGCUGAGGGCACGGAAAAGGGGCGGGCAGAGGGUGAGCAGCGGGGCGAGCGAUGCAAGGGAGGCACCAUAGGGGGGAAACCAGUUGCACGGAGGUGGGAGGUGAGGGGCGUGCGAGGGGGUGGGAAAGGGGCAGGGAGGGGCGGAAUGGGAGGACGUGGGUGGGGGGUGGGGGAGGGGAGUGGAGGGGAGAAGCAAUGGGUGAGGGGAAAACAAGGGAGGGGCAGAGGGGGGGCAGGGAGGGAAGAAACGUGGGGCAGGGAGGGGAGAAGCCAAAGACAGGGGCAUGGGCAGGCGGGGGCAGGGAGGGAGCAAAGGAGAGGCACGGAGAAAGAAAGGGAGGCGCGGGGAGGGGAGAAACCGGGCGUGGGGGGGCGGAAAAUGAGGGGCAGGGCGGGGAGGAGGGAGGGGCAGGGAGGGGAGAAGCUGAGCACACGGAGGGGGGAAAGGUGGGGCAGGGAGGUAGGAAGCCAAGGGCAAGGGGGGGAGAGUGGGGGAGCAGGGAGAGGGGGGAGGUGGGGAGCGGAGAAAGGCGGCGAGGGGCAGGGAGGGGAGAAACCAAGCAUAGGGGGGCGAGAUACGAGGGGCAGGGUGCGGAUUGAGGAGGGGCAGGGAGUGGAGUGGGUCGGCGAGGGGAAGGAAGAGGCGUGCAGCAGAGGAGGGGAGGGGGGAGGAGAAGGUAAACGAGGGGAGCGCACGGGCGGGGAGGAGCGAAUGGCGGGCGGUGGGAAACGGCGAGGGGGGCAGGGAGGGUCAAAAGAGGCGGCAAGGGAGCGGGCACGCGGAGGGUGGGGGCGGGGGGGAGCGGAUGGCAUGAGGAGGCAGGGGGCUUGCCCGUGCGAAGAAACGCCCCGUGCGCACCACCGUUGGGCGGUUGGAAGCCGCACACGGUCGCGGGGGUGGAGAGCGGAAACGGGCAGCCGGGGGAGGGUGGGGGCGGUUGGAUGGGACUGGGGUGUACGGGGGGCAGGGGAGUUGAGGGGGCAAGGGGAGGGGCAGCAACGGGCAGGGGCUGGGCCAGCUGAGGGCACGGAAAAGGGGCGGGCAGAGGGUGAGCAGCGGGGCGAGCGAUGCAAGGGAGGCACCAUAGGGGGGAAACCAGUUGCACGGAGGUGGGAGGUGAGGGGCGUGCGAGGGGGUGGGAAAGGGGCAGGGAGGGGCGGAAUGGGAGGACGUGGGUGGGGGGUGGGGGAGGGGAGUGGAGGGGAGAAGCAAUGGGUGAGGGGAAAACAAGGGAGGGGCAGAGGGGGGGCAGGGAGGGAAGAAACGUGGGGCAGGGAGGGGAGAAGCCAAAGACAGGGGCAUGGGCAGGCGGGGGCAGGGAGGGAGCAAAGGAGAGGCACGGAGAAAGAAAGGGAGGCGCGGGGAGGGGAGAAACCGGGCGUGGGGGGGCGGAAAAUGAGGGGCAGGGCGGGGAGGAGGGAGGGGCAGGGAGGGGAGAAGCUGAGCACACGGAGGGGGGAAAGGUGGGGCAGGGAGGUAGGAAGCCAAGGGCAAGGGGGGGAGAGUGGGGGAGCAGGGAGAGGGGGGAGGUGGGGAGCGGAGAAAGGCGGCGAGGGGCAGGGAGGGGAGAAACCAAGCAUAGGGGGGCGAGAUACGAGGGGCAGGGUGCGGAUUGAGGAGGGGCAGGGAGUGGAGUGGGUCGGCGAGGGGAAGGAAGAGGCGUGCAGCAGAGGAGGGGAAGGGGGGAGGAGAAGGGGGCAAGGGGAGGGGCAGCAACGGGCAGGGGCUGGGCCAGCUGAGGGCACGGAAAAGGGGCGGGCAGAGGGUGAGCAGAGGGGCGAGCGAUGCAAGGGAGGCACCAUAGGGGGGAAACCAGUUGCACGGAGGUGGGAGGUGAGGGGCGUGCGAGGGGGUGGGAAAGGGGCAGGGAGGGGCGGAAUGGGAGGACGUGGGUGGGGGGUGGGGGAGGGGAGUGGAGGGGAGAAGCAAUGGGUGAGGGGAAAACAAGGGAGGGGCAGAGGGGGGGCAGGGAGGGAAGAAACGUGGGGCAGGGAGGGGAGAAGCCAAAGACAGGGGCAUGGGCAGGCGGGGGCAGGGAGGGAGCAAAGGAGAGGCACGGAGAAAGAAAGGGAGGCGCGGGGAGGGGAGAAACCGGGCGUGGGGGGGCGGAAAAUGAGGGGCAGGGCGGGGAGGAGGGAGGGGCAGGGAGGGGAGAAGCUGAGCACACGGAGGGGGGAAAGGUGGGGCAGGGAGGUAGGAAGCCAAGGGCAAGGGGGGGAGAGUGGGGGAGCAGGGAGAGGGGGGAGGUGGGGAGCGGAGAAAGGCGGCGAGGGGCAGGGAGGGGAGAAACCAAGCAUAGGGGGGCGAGAUACGAGGGGCAGGGUGCGGAUUGAGGAGGGGCAGGGAGUGGAGUGGGUCGGCGAGGGGAAGGAAGAGGCGUGCAGCAGAGGAGGGGAGGGGGGAGGAGAAGGUAAACGAGGGGAGCGCACGGGCGGGGAGGAGCGAAUGGCGGGCGGUGGGAAACGGCGAGGGGGGCAGGGAGGGUCAAAAGAGGCGGCAAGGGAGCGGGCACGCGGAGGGUGGGGGCGGGGGGGAGCGGAUGGCAUGAGGAGGCAGGGGGCUUGCCCGUGCGAAGAAACGCCCCGUGCGCACCACCGUUGGGCGGUUGGAAGCCGCACACGGUCGCGGGGGUGGAGAGCGGAAACGGGCAGCCGGGGGAGGGUGGGGGCGGUUGGAUGGGACUGGGGUGUACGGGGGGCAGGGGAGUUGAGGGGGCAAGGGGAGGGGCAGCAACGGGCAGGGGCUGGGCCAGCUGAGGGCACGGAAAAGGGGCGGGCAGAGGGUGAGCAGAGGGGCGAGCGAUGCAAGGGAGGCACCAUAGGGGGGAAACCAGUUGCACGGAGGUGGGAGGUGAGGGGCGUGCGAGGGGGUGGGAAAGGGGCAGGGAGGGGCGGAAUGGGAGGACGUGGGUGGGGGGUGGGGGAGGGGAGUGGAGGGGAGAAGCAAUGGGUGAGGGGAAAACAAGGGAGGGGCAGAGGGGGGGCAGGGAGGGAAGAAACGUGGGGCAGGGAGGGGAGAAGCCAAAGACAGGGGCAUGGGCAGGCGGGGGCAGGGAGGGAGCAAAGGAGAGGCACGGAGAAAGAAAGGGAGGCGCGGGGAGGGGAGAAACCGGGCGUGGGGGGGCGGAAAAUGAGGGGCAGGGCGGGGAGGAGGGAGGGGCAGGGAGGGGAGAAGCUGAGCACACGGAGGGGGGAAAGGUGGGGCAGGGAGGUAGGAAGCCAAGGGCAAGGGGGGGAGAGUGGGGGAGCAGGGAGAGGGGGGAGGUGGGGAGCGGAGAAAGGCGGCGAGGGGCAGGGAGGGGAGAAACCAAGCAUAGGGGGGCGAGAUACGAGGGGCAGGGUGCGGAUUGAGGAGGGGCAGGGAGUGGAGUGGGUCGGCGAGGGGAAGGAAGAGGCGUGCAGCAGAGGAGGGGAGGGGGGAGGAGAAGGUAAACGAGGGGAGCGCACGGGCGGGGAGGAGCGAAUGGCGGGCGGUGGGAAACGGCGAGGGGGGCAGGGAGGGUCAAAAGAGGCGGCAAGGGAGCGGGCACGCGGAGGGUGGGGGCGGGGGGGAGCGGAUGGCAUGAGGAGGCAGGGGGCUUGCCCGUGCGAAGAAACGCCCCGUGCGCACCACCGUUGGGCGGUUGGAAGCCGCACACGGUCGCGGGGGUGGAGAGCGGAAACGGGCAGCCGGGGGAGGGUGGGGGCGGUUGGAUGGGACUGGGGUGUACGGGGGGCAGGGGAGUUGAGGGGGCAAGGGGAGGGGCAGCAACGGGCAGGGGCUGGGCCAGCUGAGGGCACGGAAAAGGGGCGGGCAGAGGGUGAGCAGCGGGGCGAGCGAUGCAAGGGAGGCACCAUAGGGGGGAAACCAGUUGCACGGAGGUGGGAGGUGAGGGGCGUGCGAGGGGGUGGGAAAGGGGCAGGGAGGGGCGGAAUGGGAGGACGUGGGUGGGGGGUGGGGGAGGGGAGUGGAGGGGAGAAGCAAUGGGUGAGGGGAAAACAAGGGAGGGGCAGAGGGGGGGCAGGGAGGGAAGAAACGUGGGGCAGGGAGGGGAGAAGCCAAAGACAGGGGCAUGGGCAGGCGGGGGCAGGGAGGGAGCAAAGGAGAGGCACGGAGAAAGAAAGGGAGGCGCGGGGAGGGGAGAAACCGGGCGUGGGGGGGCGGAAAAUGAGGGGCAGGGCGGGGAGGAGGGAGGGGCAGGGAGGGGAGAAGCUGAGCACACGGAGGGGGGAAAGGUGGGGCAGGGAGGUAGGAAGCCAAGGGCAAGGGGGGGAGAGUGGGGGAGCAGGGAGAGGGGGGAGGUGGGGAGCGGAGAAAGGCGGCGAGGGGCAGGGAGGGGAGAAACCAAGCAUAGGGGGGCGAGAUACGAGGGGCAGGGUGCGGAUUGAGGAGGGGCAGGGAGUGGAGUGGGUCGGCGAGGGGAAGGAAGAGGCGUGCAGCAGAGGAGGGGAGGGGGGAGGAGAAGGUAAACGAGGGGAGCGCACGGGCGGGGAGGAGCGAAUGGCGGGCGGUGGGAAACGGCGAGGGGGGCAGGGAGGGUCAAAAGAGGCGGCAAGGGAGCGGGCACGCGGAGGGUGGGGGCGGGGGGGAGCGGAUGGCAUGAGGAGGCAGGGGGCUUGCCCGUGCGAAGAAACGCCCCGUGCGCACCACCGUUGGGCGGUUGGAAGCCGCACACGGUCGCGGGGGUGGAGAGCGGAAACGGGCAGCCGGGGGAGGGUGGGGGCGGUUGGAUGGGACUGGGGUGUACGGGGGGCAGGGGAGUUGAGGGGGCAAGGGGAGGGGCAGCAACGGGCAGGGGCUGGGCCAGCUGAGGGCACGGAAAAGGGGCGGGCAGAGGGUGAGCAGCGGGGCGAGCGAUGCAAGGGAGGCACCAUAGGGGGGAAACCAGUUGCACGGAGGUGGGAGGUGAGGGGCGUGCGAGGGGGUGGGAAAGGGGCAGGGAGGGGCGGAAUGGGAGGACGUGGGUGGGGGGUGGGGGAGGGGAGUGGAGGGGAGAAGCAAUGGGUGAGGGGAAAACAAGGGAGGGGCAGAGGGGGGGCAGGGAGGGAAGAAACGUGGGGCAGGGAGGGGAGAAGCCAAAGACAGGGGCAUGGGCAGGCGGGGGCAGGGAGGGAGCAAAGGAGAGGCACGGAGAAAGAAAGGGAGGCGCGGGGAGGGGAGAAACCGGGCGUGGGGGGGCGGAAAAUGAGGGGCAGGGCGGGGAGGAGGGAGGGGCAGGGAGGGGAGAAGCUGAGCACACGGAGGGGGGAAAGGUGGGGCAGGGAGGUAGGAAGCCAAGGGCAAGGGGGGGAGAGUGGGGGAGCAGGGAGAGGGGGGAGGUGGGGAGCGGAGAAAGGCGGCGAGGGGCAGGGAGGGGAGAAACCAAGCAUAGGGGGGCGAGAUACGAGGGGCAGGGUGCGGAUUGAGGAGGGGCAGGGAGUGGAGUGGGUCGGCGAGGGGAAGGAAGAGGCGUGCAGCAGAGGAGGGGAGGGGGGAGGAGAAGGUAAACGAGGGGAGCGCACGGGCGGGGAGGAGCGAAUGGCGGGCGGUGGGAAACGGCGAGGGGGGCAGGGAGGGUCAAAAGAGGCGGCAAGGGAGCGGGCACGCGGAGGGUGGGGGCGGGGGGGAGCGGAUGGCAUGAGGAGGCAGGGGGCUUGCCCGUGCGAAGAAACGCCCCGUGCGCACCACCGUUGGGCGGUUGGAAGCCGCACACGGUCGCGGGGGUGGAGAGCGGAAACGGGCAGCCGGGGGAGGGUGGGGGCGGUUGGAUGGGACUGGGGUGUACGGGGGGCAGGGGAGUUGAGGGGGCAAGGGGAGGGGCAGCAACGGGCAGGGGCUGGGCCAGCUGAGGGCACGGAAAAGGGGCGGGCAGAGGGUGAGCAGCGGGGCGAGCGAUGCAAGGGAGGCACCAUAGGGGGGAAACCAGUUGCACGGAGGUGGGAGGUGAGGGGCGUGCGAGGGGGUGGGAAAGGGGCAGGGAGGGGCGGAAUGGGAGGACGUGGGUGGGGGGUGGGGGAGGGGAGUGGAGGGGAGAAGCAAUGGGUGAGGGGAAAACAAGGGAGGGGCAGAGGGGGGGCAGGGAGGGAAGAAACGUGGGGCAGGGAGGGGAGAAGCCAAAGACAGGGGCAUGGGCAGGCGGGGGCAGGGAGGGAGCAAAGGAGAGGCACGGAGAAAGAAAGGGAGGCGCGGGGAGGGGAGAAACCGGGCGUGGGGGGGCGGAAAAUGAGGGGCAGGGCGGGGAGGAGGGAGGGGCAGGGAGGGGAGAAGCUGAGCACACGGAGGGGGGAAAGGUGGGGCAGGGAGGUAGGAAGCCAAGGGCAAGGGGGGGAGAGUGGGGGAGCAGGGAGAGGGGGGAGGUGGGGAGCGGAGAAAGGCGGCGAGGGGCAGGGAGGGGAGAAACCAAGCAUAGGGGGGCGAGAUACGAGGGGCAGGGUGCGGAUUGAGGAGGGGCAGGGAGUGGAGUGGGUCGGCGAGGGGAAGGAAGAGGCGUGCAGCAGAGGAGGGGAGGGGGGAGGAGAAGGUAAACGAGGGGAGCGCACGGGCGGGGAGGAGCGAAUGGCGGGCGGUGGGAAACGGCGAGGGGGGCAGGGAGGGUCAAAAGAGGCGGCAAGGGAGCGGGCACGCGGAGGGUGGGGGCGGGGGGGAGCGGAUGGCAUGAGGAGGCAGGGGGCUUGCCCGUGCGAAGAAACGCCCCGUGCGCACCACCGUUGGGCGGUUGGAAGCCGCACACGGUCGCGGGGGUGGAGAGCGGAAACGGGCAGCCGGGGGAGGGUGGGGGCGGUUGGAUGGGACUGGGGUGUACGGGGGGCAGGGGAGUUGAGGGGGCAAGGGGAGGGGCAGCAACGGGCAGGGGCUGGGCCAGCUGAGGGCACGGAAAAGGGGCGGGCAGAGGGUGAGCAGAGGGGCGAGCGAUGCAAGGGAGGCACCAUAGGGGGGAAACCAGUUGCACGGAGGUGGGAGGUGAGGGGCGUGCGAGGGGGUGGGAAAGGGGCAGGGAGGGGCGGAAUGGGAGGACGUGGGUGGGGGGUGGGGGAGGGGAGUGGAGGGGAGAAGCAAUGGGUGAGGGGAAAACAAGGGAGGGGCAGAGGGGGGGCAGGGAGGGAAGAAACGUGGGGCAGGGAGGGGAGAAGCCAAAGACAGGGGCAUGGGCAGGCGGGGGCAGGGAGGGAGCAAAGGAGAGGCACGGAGAAAGAAAGGGAGGCGCGGGGAGGGGAGAAACCGGGCGUGGGGGGGCGGAAAAUGAGGGGCAGGGCGGGGAGGAGGGAGGGGCAGGGAGGGGAGAAGCUGAGCACACGGAGGGGGGAAAGGUGGGGCAGGGAGGUAGGAAGCCAAGGGCAAGGGGGGGAGAGUGGGGGAGCAGGGAGAGGGGGGAGGUGGGGAGCGGAGAAAGGCGGCGAGGGGCAGGGAGGGGAGAAACCAAGCAUAGGGGGGCGAGAUACGAGGGGCAGGGUGCGGAUUGAGGAGGGGCAGGGAGUGGAGUGGGUCGGCGAGGGGAAGGAAGAGGCGUGCAGCAGAGGAGGGGAGGGGGGAGGAGAAGGUAAACGAGGGGAGCGCACGGGCGGGGAGGAGCGAAUGGCGGGCGGUGGGAAACGGCGAGGGGGGCAGGGAGGGUCAAAAGAGGCGGCAAGGGAGCGGGCACGCGGAGGGUGGGGGCGGGGGGGAGCGGAUGGCAUGAGGAGGCAGGGGGCUUGCCCGUGCGAAGAAACGCCCCGUGCGCACCACCGUUGGGCGGUUGGAAGCCGCACACGGUCGCGGGGGUGGAGAGCGGAAACGGGCAGCCGGGGGAGGGUGGGGGCGGUUGGAUGGGACUGGGGUGUACGGGGGGCAGGGGAGUUGAGGGGGCAAGGGGAGGGGCAGCAACGGGCAGGGGCUGGGCCAGCUGAGGGCACGGAAAAGGGGCGGGCAGAGGGUGAGCAGAGGGGCGAGCGAUGCAAGGGAGGCACCAUAGGGGGGAAACCAGUUGCACGGAGGUGGGAGGUGAGGGGCGUGCGAGGGGGUGGGAAAGGGGCAGGGAGGGGCGGAAUGGGAGGACGUGGGUGGGGGGUGGGGGAGGGGAGUGGAGGGGAGAAGCAAUGGGUGAGGGGAAAACAAGGGAGGGGCAGAGGGGGGGCAGGGAGGGAAGAAACGUGGGGCAGGGAGGGGAGAAGCCAAAGACAGGGGCAUGGGCAGGCGGGGGCAGGGAGGGAGCAAAGGAGAGGCACGGAGAAAGAAAGGGAGGCGCGGGGAGGGGAGAAACCGGGCGUGGGGGGGCGGAAAAUGAGGGGCAGGGCGGGGAGGAGGGAGGGGCAGGGAGGGGAGAAGCUGAGCACACGGAGGGGGGAAAGGUGGGGCAGGGAGGUAGGAAGCCAAGGGCAAGGGGGGGAGAGUGGGGGAGCAGGGAGAGGGGGGAGGUGGGGAGCGGAGAAAGGCGGCGAGGGGCAGGGAGGGGAGAAACCAAGCAUAGGGGGGCGAGAUACGAGGGGCAGGGUGCGGAUUGAGGAGGGGCAGGGAGUGGAGUGGGUCGGCGAGGGGAAGGAAGAGGCGUGCAGCAGAGGAGGGGAGGGGGGAGGAGAAGGUAAACGAGGGGAGCGCACGGGCGGGGAGGAGCGAAUGGCGGGCGGUGGGAAACGGCGAGGGGGGCAGGGAGGGUCAAAAGAGGCGGCAAGGGAGCGGGCACGCGGAGGGUGGGGGCGGGGGGGAGCGGAUGGCAUGAGGAGGCAGGGGGCUUGCCCGUGCGAAGAAACGCCCCGUGCGCACCACCGUUGGGCGGUUGGAAGCCGCACACGGUCGCGGGGGUGGAGAGCGGAAACGGGCAGCCGGGGGAGGGUGGGGGCGGUUGGAUGGGACUGGGGUGUACGGGGGGCAGGGGAGUUGAGGGGGCAAGGGGAGGGGCAGCAACGGGCAGGGGCUGGGCCAGCUGAGGGCACGGAAAAGGGGCGGGCAGAGGGUGAGCAGCGGGGCGAGCGAUGCAAGGGAGGCACCAUAGGGGGGAAACCAGUUGCACGGAGGUGGGAGGUGAGGGGCGUGCGAGGGGGUGGGAAAGGGGCAGGGAGGGGCGGAAUGGGAGGACGUGGGUGGGGGGUGGGGGAGGGGAGUGGAGGGGAGAAGCAAUGGGUGAGGGGAAAACAAGGGAGGGGCAGAGGGGGGGCAGGGAGGGAAGAAACGUGGGGCAGGGAGGGGAGAAGCCAAAGACAGGGGCAUGGGCAGGCGGGGGCAGGGAGGGAGCAAAGGAGAGGCACGGAGAAAGAAAGGGAGGCGCGGGGAGGGGAGAAACCGGGCGUGGGGGGGCGGAAAAUGAGGGGCAGGGCGGGGAGGAGGGAGGGGCAGGGAGGGGAGAAGCUGAGCACACGGAGGGGGGAAAGGUGGGGCAGGGAGGUAGGAAGCCAAGGGCAAGGGGGGGAGAGUGGGGGAGCAGGGAGAGGGGGGAGGUGGGGAGCGGAGAAAGGCGGCGAGGGGCAGGGAGGGGAGAAACCAAGCAUAGGGGGGCGAGAUACGAGGGGCAGGGUGCGGAUUGAGGAGGGGCAGGGAGUGGAGUGGGUCGGCGAGGGGAAGGAAGAGGCGUGCAGCAGAGGAGGGGAGGGGGGAGGAGAAGGUAAACGAGGGGAGCGCACGGGCGGGGAGGAGCGAAUGGCGGGCGGUGGGAAACGGCGAGGGGGGCAGGGAGGGUCAAAAGAGGCGGCAAGGGAGCGGGCACGCGGAGGGUGGGGGCGGGGGGGAGCGGAUGGCAUGAGGAGGCAGGGGGCUUGCCCGUGCGAAGAAACGCCCCGUGCGCACCACCGUUGGGCGGUUGGAAGCCGCACACGGUCGCGGGGGUGGAGAGCGGAAACGGGCAGCCGGGGGAGGGUGGGGGCGGUUGGAUGGGACUGGGGUGUACGGGGGGCAGGGGAGUUGAGGGGGCAAGGGGAGGGGCAGCAACGGGCAGGGGCUGGGCCAGCUGAGGGCACGGAAAAGGGGCGGGCAGAGGGUGAGCAGCGGGGCGAGCGAUGCAAGGGAGGCACCAUAGGGGGGAAACCAGUUGCACGGAGGUGGGAGGUGAGGGGCGUGCGAGGGGGUGGGAAAGGGGCAGGGAGGGGCGGAAUGGGAGGACGUGGGUGGGGGGUGGGGGAGGGGAGUGGAGGGGAGAAGCAAUGGGUGAGGGGAAAACAAGGGAGGGGCAGAGGGGGGGCAGGGAGGGAAGAAACGUGGGGCAGGGAGGGGAGAAGCCAAAGACAGGGGCAUGGGCAGGCGGGGGCAGGGAGGGAGCAAAGGAGAGGCACGGAGAAAGAAAGGGAGGCGCGGGGAGGGGAGAAACCGGGCGUGGGGGGGCGGAAAAUGAGGGGCAGGGCGGGGAGGAGGGAGGGGCAGGGAGGGGAGAAGCUGAGCACACGGAGGGGGGAAAGGUGGGGCAGGGAGGUAGGAAGCCAAGGGCAAGGGGGGGAGAGUGGGGGAGCAGGGAGAGGGGGGAGGUGGGGAGCGGAGAAAGGCGGCGAGGGGCAGGGAGGGGAGAAACCAAGCAUAGGGGGGCGAGAUACGAGGGGCAGGGUGCGGAUUGAGGAGGGGCAGGGAGUGGAGUGGGUCGGCGAGGGGAAGGAAGAGGCGUGCAGCAGAGGAGGGGAGGGGGGAGGAGAAGGUAAACGAGGGGAGCGCACGGGCGGGGAGGAGCGAAUGGCGGGCGGUGGGAAACGGCGAGGGGGGCAGGGAGGGUCAAAAGAGGCGGCAAGGGAGCGGGCACGCGGAGGGUGGGGGCGGGGGGGAGCGGAUGGCAUGAGGAGGCAGGGGGCUUGCCCGUGCGAAGAAACGCCCCGUGCGCACCACCGUUGGGCGGUUGGAAGCCGCACACGGUCGCGGGGGUGGAGAGCGGAAACGGGCAGCCGGGGGAGGGUGGGGGCGGUUGGAUGGGACUGGGGUGUACGGGGGGCAGGGGAGUUGAGGGGGCAAGGGGAGGGGCAGCAACGGGCAGGGGCUGGGCCAGCUGAGGGCACGGAAAAGGGGCGGGCAGAGGGUGAGCAGCGGGGCGAGCGAUGCAAGGGAGGCACCAUAGGGGGGAAACCAGUUGCACGGAGGUGGGAGGUGAGGGGCGUGCGAGGGGGUGGGAAAGGGGCAGGGAGGGGCGGAAUGGGAGGACGUGGGUGGGGGGUGGGGGAGGGGAGUGGAGGGGAGAAGCAAUGGGUGAGGGGAAAACAAGGGAGGGGCAGAGGGGGGGCAGGGAGGGAAGAAACGUGGGGCAGGGAGGGGAGAAGCCAAAGACAGGGGCAUGGGCAGGCGGGGGCAGGGAGGGAGCAAAGGAGAGGCACGGAGAAAGAAAGGGAGGCGCGGGGAGGGGAGAAACCGGGCGUGGGGGGGCGGAAAAUGAGGGGCAGGGCGGGGAGGAGGGAGGGGCAGGGAGGGGAGAAGCUGAGCACACGGAGGGGGGAAAGGUGGGGCAGGGAGGUAGGAAGCCAAGGGCAAGGGGGGGAGAGUGGGGGAGCAGGGAGAGGGGGGAGGUGGGGAGCGGAGAAAGGCGGCGAGGGGCAGGGAGGGGAGAAACCAAGCAUAGGGGGGCGAGAUACGAGGGGCAGGGUGCGGAUUGAGGAGGGGCAGGGAGUGGAGUGGGUCGGCGAGGGGAAGGAAGAGGCGUGCAGCAGAGGAGGGGAGGGGGGAGGAGAAGGUAAACGAGGGGAGCGCACGGGCGGGGAGGAGCGAAUGGCGGGCGGUGGGAAACGGCGAGGGGGGCAGGGAGGGUCAAAAGAGGCGGCAAGGGAGCGGGCACGCGGAGGGUGGGGGCGGGGGGGAGCGGAUGGCAUGAGGAGGCAGGGGGCUUGCCCGUGCGAAGAAACGCCCCGUGCGCACCACCGUUGGGCGGUUGGAAGCCGCACACGGUCGCGGGGGUGGAGAGCGGAAACGGGCAGCCGGGGGAGGGUGGGGGCGGUUGGAUGGGACUGGGGUGUACGGGGGGCAGGGGAGUUGAGGGGGCAAGGGGAGGGGCAGCAACGGGCAGGGGCUGGGCCAGCUGAGGGCACGGAAAAGGGGCGGGCAGAGGGUGAGCAGCGGGGCGAGCGAUGCAAGGGAGGCACCAUAGGGGGGAAACCAGUUGCACGGAGGUGGGAGGUGAGGGGCGUGCGAGGGGGUGGGAAAGGGGCAGGGAGGGGCGGAAUGGGAGGACGUGGGUGGGGGGUGGGGGAGGGGAGUGGAGGGGAGAAGCAAUGGGUGAGGGGAAAACAAGGGAGGGGCAGAGGGGGGGCAGGGAGGGAAGAAACGUGGGGCAGGGAGGGGAGAAGCCAAAGACAGGGGCAUGGGCAGGCGGGGGCAGGGAGGGAGCAAAGGAGAGGCACGGAGAAAGAAAGGGAGGCGCGGGGAGGGGAGAAACCGGGCGUGGGGGGGCGGAAAAUGAGGGGCAGGGCGGGGAGGAGGGAGGGGCAGGGAGGGGAGAAGCUGAGCACACGGAGGGGGGAAAGGUGGGGCAGGGAGGUAGGAAGCCAAGGGCAAGGGGGGGAGAGUGGGGGAGCAGGGAGAGGGGGGAGGUGGGGAGCGGAGAAAGGCGGCGAGGGGCAGGGAGGGGAGAAACCAAGCAUAGGGGGGCGAGAUACGAGGGGCAGGGUGCGGAUUGAGGAGGGGCAGGGAGUGGAGUGGGUCGGCGAGGGGAAGGAAGAGGCGUGCAGCAGAGGAGGGGAGGGGGGAGGAGAAGGUAAACGAGGGGAGCGCACGGGCGGGGAGGAGCGAAUGGCGGGCGGUGGGAAACGGCGAGGGGGGCAGGGAGGGUCAAAAGAGGCGGCAAGGGAGCGGGCACGCGGAGGGUGGGGGCGGGGGGGAGCGGAUGGCAUGAGGAGGCAGGGGGCUUGCCCGUGCGAAGAAACGCCCCGUGCGCACCACCGUUGGGCGGUUGGAAGCCGCACACGGUCGCGGGGGUGGAGAGCGGAAACGGGCAGCCGGGGGAGGGUGGGGGCGGUUGGAUGGGACUGGGGUGUACGGGGGGCAGGGGAGUUGAGGGGGCAAGGGGAGGGGCAGCAACGGGCAGGGGCUGGGCCAGCUGAGGGCACGGAAAAGGGGCGGGCAGAGGGUGAGCAGAGGGGCGAGCGAUGCAAGGGAGGCACCAUAGGGGGGAAACCAGUUGCACGGAGGUGGGAGGUGAGGGGCGUGCGAGGGGGUGGGAAAGGGGCAGGGAGGGGCGGAAUGGGAGGACGUGGGUGGGGGGUGGGGGAGGGGAGUGGAGGGGAGAAGCAAUGGGUGAGGGGAAAACAAGGGAGGGGCAGAGGGGGGGCAGGGAGGGAAGAAACGUGGGGCAGGGAGGGGAGAAGCCAAAGACAGGGGCAUGGGCAGGCGGGGGCAGGGAGGGAGCAAAGGAGAGGCACGGAGAAAGAAAGGGAGGCGCGGGGAGGGGAGAAACCGGGCGUGGGGGGGCGGAAAAUGAGGGGCAGGGCGGGGAGGAGGGAGGGGCAGGGAGGGGAGAAGCUGAGCACACGGAGGGGGGAAAGGUGGGGCAGGGAGGUAGGAAGCCAAGGGCAAGGGGGGGAGAGUGGGGGAGCAGGGAGAGGGGGGAGGUGGGGAGCGGAGAAAGGCGGCGAGGGGCAGGGAGGGGAGAAACCAAGCAUAGGGGGGCGAGAUACGAGGGGCAGGGUGCGGAUUGAGGAGGGGCAGGGAGUGGAGUGGGUCGGCGAGGGGAAGGAAGAGGCGUGCAGCAGAGGAGGGGAAGGGGGGAGGAGAAGGGGGCAAGGGGAGGGGCAGCAACGGGCAGGGGCUGGGCCAGCUGAGGGCACGGAAAAGGGGCGGGCAGAGGGUGAGCAGCGGGGCGAGCGAUGCAAGGGAGGCACCAUAGGGGGGAAACCAGUUGCACGGAGGUGGGAGGUGAGGGGCGUGCGAGGGGGUGGGAAAGGGGCAGGGAGGGGCGGAAUGGGAGGACGUGGGUGGGGGGUGGGGGAGGGGAGUGUGCGUGUGUGUGUGAGAAAGAGAGAGAGAGAGAGAGAGAGAGAGAGAGGGAAAGGGAGGGGGGGAGAGAAGGGUGGGAGGGGGGCUGGUGGUGCGGAUGGGCUGAUGGUGGCAAGAGGGCAGCAGGGAUGGGGAGAAGGGAGCGUAAGCGAGGGGAACGCAAAGGGCAGGGGGGGAGGAGGGGAGGGGCAGGGAGGGAAGAGGCUGAACGGAGGGGAGAAGCAAUGGGUGAGGGGAAAACAAGGGAGGGGCAGAGGGGGGGCAGGGAGGGAAGAAACGUGGGGCAGGGAGGGGAGAAGCCAAAGACAGGGGCAUGGGCAGGCGGGGGCAGGGAGGGAGCAAAGGAGAGGCACGGAGAAAGAAAGGGAGGCGCGGGGAGGGGAGAAACCGGGCGUGGGGGGGCGGAAAAUGAGGGGCAGGGCGGGGAGGAGGGAGGGGCAGGGAGGGGAGAAGCUGAGCACACGGAGGGGGGAAAGGUGGGGCAGGGAGGUAGGAAGCCAAGGGCAAGGGGGGGAGAGUGGGGGAGCAGGGAGAGGGGGGAGGUGGGGAGCGGAGAAAGGCGGCGAGGGGCAGGGAGGGGAGAAACCAAGCAUAGGGGGGCGAGAUACGAGGGGCAGGGUGCGGAUUGAGGAGGGGCAGGGAGUGGAGUGGGUCGGCGAGGGGAAGGAAGAGGCGUGCAGCAGAGGAGGGGAGGGGGGAGGAGAAGGUAAACGAGGGGAGCGCACGGGCGGGGAGGAGCGAAUGGCGGGCGGUGGGAAACGGCGAGGGGGGCAGGGAGGGUCAAAAGAGGCGGCAAGGGAGCGGGCACGCGGAGGGUGGGGGCGGGGGGGAGCGGAUGGCAUGAGGAGGCAGGGGGCUUGCCCGUGCGAAGAAACGCCCCGUGCGCACCACCGUUGGGCGGUUGGAAGCCGCACACGGUCGCGGGGGUGGAGAGCGGAAACGGGCAGCCGGGGGAGGGUGGGGGCGGUUGGAUGGGACUGGGGUGUACGGGGGGCAGGGGAGUUGAGGGGGCAAGGGGAGGGGCAGCAACGGGCAGGGGCUGGGCCAGCUGAGGGCACGGAAAAGGGGCGGGCAGAGGGUGAGCAGAGGGGCGAGCGAUGCAAGGGAGGCACCAUAGGGGGGAAACCAGUUGCACGGAGGUGGGAGGUGAGGGGCGUGCGAGGGGGUGGGAAAGGGGCAGGGAGGGGCGGAAUGGGAGGACGUGGGUGGGGGGUGGGGGAGGGGAGUGGAGGGGAGAAGCAAUGGGUGAGGGGAAAACAAGGGAGGGGCAGAGGGGGGGCAGGGAGGGAAGAAACGUGGGGCAGGGAGGGGAGAAGCCAAAGACAGGGGCAUGGGCAGGCGGGGGCAGGGAGGGAGCAAAGGAGAGGCACGGAGAAAGAAAGGGAGGCGCGGGGAGGGGAGAAACCGGGCGUGGGGGGGCGGAAAAUGAGGGGCAGGGCGGGGAGGAGGGAGGGGCAGGGAGGGGAGAAGCUGAGCACACGGAGGGGGGAAAGGUGGGGCAGGGAGGUAGGAAGCCAAGGGCAAGGGGGGGAGAGUGGGGGAGCAGGGAGAGGGGGGAGGUGGGGAGCGGAGAAAGGCGGCGAGGGGCAGGGAGGGGAGAAACCAAGCAUAGGGGGGCGAGAUACGAGGGGCAGGGUGCGGAUUGAGGAGGGGCAGGGAGUGGAGUGGGUCGGCGAGGGGAAGGAAGAGGCGUGCAGCAGAGGAGGGGAGGGGGGAGGAGAAGGUAAACGAGGGGAGCGCACGGGCGGGGAGGAGCGAAUGGCGGGCGGUGGGAAACGGCGAGGGGGGCAGGGAGGGUCAAAAGAGGCGGCAAGGGAGCGGGCACGCGGAGGGUGGGGGCGGGGGGGAGCGGAUGGCAUGAGGAGGCAGGGGGCUUGCCCGUGCGAAGAAACGCCCCGUGCGCACCACCGUUGGGCGGUUGGAAGCCGCACACGGUCGCGGGGGUGGAGAGCGGAAACGGGCAGCCGGGGGAGGGUGGGGGCGGUUGGAUGGGACUGGGGUGUACGGGGGGCAGGGGAGUUGAGGGGGCAAGGGGAGGGGCAGCAACGGGCAGGGGCUGGGCCAGCUGAGGGCACGGAAAAGGGGCGGGCAGAGGGUGAGCAGCGGGGCGAGCGAUGCAAGGGAGGCACCAUAGGGGGGAAACCAGUUGCACGGAGGUGGGAGGUGAGGGGCGUGCGAGGGGGUGGGAAAGGGGCAGGGAGGGGCGGAAUGGGAGGACGUGGGUGGGGGGUGGGGGAGGGGAGUGGAGGGGAGAAGCAAUGGGUGAGGGGAAAACAAGGGAGGGGCAGAGGGGGGGCAGGGAGGGAAGAAACGUGGGGCAGGGAGGGGAGAAGCCAAAGACAGGGGCAUGGGCAGGCGGGGGCAGGGAGGGAGCAAAGGAGAGGCACGGAGAAAGAAAGGGAGGCGCGGGGAGGGGAGAAACCGGGCGUGGGGGGGCGGAAAAUGAGGGGCAGGGCGGGGAGGAGGGAGGGGCAGGGAGGGGAGAAGCUGAGCACACGGAGGGGGGAAAGGUGGGGCAGGGAGGUAGGAAGCCAAGGGCAAGGGGGGGAGAGUGGGGGAGCAGGGAGAGGGGGGAGGUGGGGAGCGGAGAAAGGCGGCGAGGGGCAGGGAGGGGAGAAACCAAGCAUAGGGGGGCGAGAUACGAGGGGCAGGGUGCGGAUUGAGGAGGGGCAGGGAGUGGAGUGGGUCGGCGAGGGGAAGGAAGAGGCGUGCAGCAGAGGAGGGGAGGGGGGAGGAGAAGGUAAACGAGGGGAGCGCACGGGCGGGGAGGAGCGAAUGGCGGGCGGUGGGAAACGGCGAGGGGGGCAGGGAGGGUCAAAAGAGGCGGCAAGGGAGCGGGCACGCGGAGGGUGGGGGCGGGGGGGAGCGGAUGGCAUGAGGAGGCAGGGGGCUUGCCCGUGCGAAGAAACGCCCCGUGCGCACCACCGUUGGGCGGUUGGAAGCCGCACACGGUCGCGGGGGUGGAGAGCGGAAACGGGCAGCCGGGGGAGGGUGGGGGCGGUUGGAUGGGACUGGGGUGUACGGGGGGCAGGGGAGUUGAGGGGGCAAGGGGAGGGGCAGCAACGGGCAGGGGCUGGGCCAGCUGAGGGCACGGAAAAGGGGCGGGCAGAGGGUGAGCAGCGGGGCGAGCGAUGCAAGGGAGGCACCAUAGGGGGGAAACCAGUUGCACGGAGGUGGGAGGUGAGGGGCGUGCGAGGGGGUGGGAAAGGGGCAGGGAGGGGCGGAAUGGGAGGACGUGGGUGGGGGGUGGGGGAGGGGAGUGGAGGGGAGAAGCAAUGGGUGAGGGGAAAACAAGGGAGGGGCAGAGGGGGGGCAGGGAGGGAAGAAACGUGGGGCAGGGAGGGGAGAAGCCAAAGACAGGGGCAUGGGCAGGCGGGGGCAGGGAGGGAGCAAAGGAGAGGCACGGAGAAAGAAAGGGAGGCGCGGGGAGGGGAGAAACCGGGCGUGGGGGGGCGGAAAAUGAGGGGCAGGGCGGGGAGGAGGGAGGGGCAGGGAGGGGAGAAGCUGAGCACACGGAGGGGGGAAAGGUGGGGCAGGGAGGUAGGAAGCCAAGGGCAAGGGGGGGAGAGUGGGGGAGCAGGGAGAGGGGGGAGGUGGGGAGCGGAGAAAGGCGGCGAGGGGCAGGGAGGGGAGAAACCAAGCAUAGGGGGGCGAGAUACGAGGGGCAGGGUGCGGAUUGAGGAGGGGCAGGGAGUGGAGUGGGUCGGCGAGGGGAAGGAAGAGGCGUGCAGCAGAGGAGGGGAGGGGGGAGGAGAAGGUAAACGAGGGGAGCGCACGGGCGGGGAGGAGCGAAUGGCGGGCGGUGGGAAACGGCGAGGGGGGCAGGGAGGGUCAAAAGAGGCGGCAAGGGAGCGGGCACGCGGAGGGUGGGGGCGGGGGGGAGCGGAUGGCAUGAGGAGGCAGGGGGCUUGCCCGUGCGAAGAAACGCCCCGUGCGCACCACCGUUGGGCGGUUGGAAGCCGCACACGGUCGCGGGGGUGGAGAGCGGAAACGGGCAGCCGGGGGAGGGUGGGGGCGGUUGGAUGGGACUGGGGUGUACGGGGGGCAGGGGAGUUGAGGGGGCAAGGGGAGGGGCAGCAACGGGCAGGGGCUGGGCCAGCUGAGGGCACGGAAAAGGGGCGGGCAGAGGGUGAGCAGAGGGGCGAGCGAUGCAAGGGAGGCACCAUAGGGGGGAAACCAGUUGCACGGAGGUGGGAGGUGAGGGGCGUGCGAGGGGGUGGGAAAGGGGCAGGGAGGGGCGGAAUGGGAGGACGUGGGUGGGGGGUGGGGGAGGGGAGUGGAGGGGAGAAGCAAUGGGUGAGGGGAAAACAAGGGAGGGGCAGAGGGGGGGCAGGGAGGGAAGAAACGUGGGGCAGGGAGGGGAGAAGCCAAAGACAGGGGCAUGGGCAGGCGGGGGCAGGGAGGGAGCAAAGGAGAGGCACGGAGAAAGAAAGGGAGGCGCGGGGAGGGGAGAAACCGGGCGUGGGGGGGCGGAAAAUGAGGGGCAGGGCGGGGAGGAGGGAGGGGCAGGGAGGGGAGAAGCUGAGCACACGGAGGGGGGAAAGGUGGGGCAGGGAGGUAGGAAGCCAAGGGCAAGGGGGGGAGAGUGGGGGAGCAGGGAGAGGGGGGAGGUGGGGAGCGGAGAAAGGCGGCGAGGGGCAGGGAGGGGAGAAACCAAGCAUAGGGGGGCGAGAUACGAGGGGCAGGGUGCGGAUUGAGGAGGGGCAGGGAGUGGAGUGGGUCGGCGAGGGGAAGGAAGAGGCGUGCAGCAGAGGAGGGGAGGGGGGAGGAGAAGGUAAACGAGGGGAGCGCACGGGCGGGGAGGAGCGAAUGGCGGGCGGUGGGAAACGGCGAGGGGGGCAGGGAGGGUCAAAAGAGGCGGCAAGGGAGCGGGCACGCGGAGGGUGGGGGCGGGGGGGAGCGGAUGGCAUGAGGAGGCAGGGGGCUUGCCCGUGCGAAGAAACGCCCCGUGCGCACCACCGUUGGGCGGUUGGAAGCCGCACACGGUCGCGGGGGUGGAGAGCGGAAACGGGCAGCCGGGGGAGGGUGGGGGCGGUUGGAUGGGACUGGGGUGUACGGGGGGCAGGGGAGUUGAGGGGGCAAGGGGAGGGGCAGCAACGGGCAGGGGCUGGGCCAGCUGAGGGCACGGAAAAGGGGCGGGCAGAGGGUGAGCAGCGGGGCGAGCGAUGCAAGGGAGGCACCAUAGGGGGGAAACCAGUUGCACGGAGGUGGGAGGUGAGGGGCGUGCGAGGGGGUGGGAAAGGGGCAGGGAGGGGCGGAAUGGGAGGACGUGGGUGGGGGGUGGGGGAGGGGAGUGGAGGGGAGAAGCAAUGGGUGAGGGGAAAACAAGGGAGGGGCAGAGGGGGGGCAGGGAGGGAAGAAACGUGGGGCAGGGAGGGGAGAAGCCAAAGACAGGGGCAUGGGCAGGCGGGGGCAGGGAGGGAGCAAAGGAGAGGCACGGAGAAAGAAAGGGAGGCGCGGGGAGGGGAGAAACCGGGCGUGGGGGGGCGGAAAAUGAGGGGCAGGGCGGGGAGGAGGGAGGGGCAGGGAGGGGAGAAGCUGAGCACACGGAGGGGGGAAAGGUGGGGCAGGGAGGUAGGAAGCCAAGGGCAAGGGGGGGAGAGUGGGGGAGCAGGGAGAGGGGGGAGGUGGGGAGCGGAGAAAGGCGGCGAGGGGCAGGGAGGGGAGAAACCAAGCAUAGGGGGGCGAGAUACGAGGGGCAGGGUGCGGAUUGAGGAGGGGCAGGGAGUGGAGUGGGUCGGCGAGGGGAAGGAAGAGGCGUGCAGCAGAGGAGGGGAGGGGGGAGGAGAAGGUAAACGAGGGGAGCGCACGGGCGGGGAGGAGCGAAUGGCGGGCGGUGGGAAACGGCGAGGGGGGCAGGGAGGGUCAAAAGAGGCGGCAAGGGAGCGGGCACGCGGAGGGUGGGGGCGGGGGGGAGCGGAUGGCAUGAGGAGGCAGGGGGCUUGCCCGUGCGAAGAAACGCCCCGUGCGCACCACCGUUGGGCGGUUGGAAGCCGCACACGGUCGCGGGGGUGGAGAGCGGAAACGGGCAGCCGGGGGAGGGUGGGGGCGGUUGGAUGGGACUGGGGUGUACGGGGGGCAGGGGAGUUGAGGGGGCAAGGGGAGGGGCAGCAACGGGCAGGGGCUGGGCCAGCUGAGGGCACGGAAAAGGGGCGGGCAGAGGGUGAGCAGCGGGGCGAGCGAUGCAAGGGAGGCACCAUAGGGGGGAAACCAGUUGCACGGAGGUGGGAGGUGAGGGGCGUGCGAGGGGGUGGGAAAGGGGCAGGGAGGGGCGGAAUGGGAGGACGUGGGUGGGGGGUGGGGGAGGGGAGUGUGCGUGUGUGUGUGAGAAAGAGAGAGAGAGAGAGAGAGAGAGAGAGAGGGAAAGGGAGGGGGGGAGAGAAGGGUGGGAGGGGGGCUGGUGGUGCGGAUGGGCUGAUGGUGGCAAGAGGGCAGCAGGGAUGGGGAGAAGGGAGCGUAAGCGAGGGGAACGCAAAGGGCAGGGGGGGAGGAGGGGAGGGGCAGGGAGGGAAGAGGCUGAACGGAGGGGAGAAGCAAUGGGUGAGGGGAAAACAAGGGAGGGGCAGAGGGGGGGCAGGGAGGGAAGAAACGUGGGGCAGGGAGGGGAGAAGCCAAAGACAGGGGCAUGGGCAGGCGGGGGCAGGGAGGGAGCAAAGGAGAGGCACGGAGAAAGAAAGGGAGGCGCGGGGAGGGGAGAAACCGGGCGUGGGGGGGCGGAAAAUGAGGGGCAGGGCGGGGAGGAGGGAGGGGCAGGGAGGGGAGAAGCUGAGCACACGGAGGGGGGAAAGGUGGGGCAGGGAGGUAGGAAGCCAAGGGCAAGGGGGGGAGAGUGGGGGAGCAGGGAGAGGGGGGAGGUGGGGAGCGGAGAAAGGCGGCGAGGGGCAGGGAGGGGAGAAACCAAGCAUAGGGGGGCGAGAUACGAGGGGCAGGGUGCGGAUUGAGGAGGGGCAGGGAGUGGAGUGGGUCGGCGAGGGGAAGGAAGAGGCGUGCAGCAGAGGAGGGGAGGGGGGAGGAGAAGGUAAACGAGGGGAGCGCACGGGCGGGGAGGAGCGAAUGGCGGGCGGUGGGAAACGGCGAGGGGGGCAGGGAGGGUCAAAAGAGGCGGCAAGGGAGCGGGCACGCGGAGGGUGGGGGCGGGGGGGAGCGGAUGGCAUGAGGAGGCAGGGGGCUUGCCCGUGCGAAGAAACGCCCCGUGCGCACCACCGUUGGGCGGUUGGAAGCCGCACACGGUCGCGGGGGUGGAGAGCGGAAACGGGCAGCCGGGGGAGGGUGGGGGCGGUUGGAUGGGACUGGGGUGUACGGGGGGCAGGGGAGUUGAGGGGGCAAGGGGAGGGGCAGCAACGGGCAGGGGCUGGGCCAGCUGAGGGCACGGAAAAGGGGCGGGCAGAGGGUGAGCAGAGGGGCGAGCGAUGCAAGGGAGGCACCAUAGGGGGGAAACCAGUUGCACGGAGGUGGGAGGUGAGGGGCGUGCGAGGGGGUGGGAAAGGGGCAGGGAGGGGCGGAAUGGGAGGACGUGGGUGGGGGGUGGGGGAGGGGAGUGGAGGGGAGAAGCAAUGGGUGAGGGGAAAACAAGGGAGGGGCAGAGGGGGGGCAGGGAGGGAAGAAACGUGGGGCAGGGAGGGGAGAAGCCAAAGACAGGGGCAUGGGCAGGCGGGGGCAGGGAGGGAGCAAAGGAGAGGCACGGAGAAAGAAAGGGAGGCGCGGGGAGGGGAGAAACCGGGCGUGGGGGGGCGGAAAAUGAGGGGCAGGGCGGGGAGGAGGGAGGGGCAGGGAGGGGAGAAGCUGAGCACACGGAGGGGGGAAAGGUGGGGCAGGGAGGUAGGAAGCCAAGGGCAAGGGGGGGAGAGUGGGGGAGCAGGGAGAGGGGGGAGGUGGGGAGCGGAGAAAGGCGGCGAGGGGCAGGGAGGGGAGAAACCAAGCAUAGGGGGGCGAGAUACGAGGGGCAGGGUGCGGAUUGAGGAGGGGCAGGGAGUGGAGUGGGUCGGCGAGGGGAAGGAAGAGGCGUGCAGCAGAGGAGGGGAGGGGGGAGGAGAAGGUAAACGAGGGGAGCGCACGGGCGGGGAGGAGCGAAUGGCGGGCGGUGGGAAACGGCGAGGGGGGCAGGGAGGGUCAAAAGAGGCGGCAAGGGAGCGGGCACGCGGAGGGUGGGGGCGGGGGGGAGCGGAUGGCAUGAGGAGGCAGGGGGCUUGCCCGUGCGAAGAAACGCCCCGUGCGCACCACCGUUGGGCGGUUGGAAGCCGCACACGGUCGCGGGGGUGGAGAGCGGAAACGGGCAGCCGGGGGAGGGUGGGGGCGGUUGGAUGGGACUGGGGUGUACGGGGGGCAGGGGAGUUGAGGGGGCAAGGGGAGGGGCAGCAACGGGCAGGGGCUGGGCCAGCUGAGGGCACGGAAAAGGGGCGGGCAGAGGGUGAGCAGCGGGGCGAGCGAUGCAAGGGAGGCACCAUAGGGGGGAAACCAGUUGCACGGAGGUGGGAGGUGAGGGGCGUGCGAGGGGGUGGGAAAGGGGCAGGGAGGGGCGGAAUGGGAGGACGUGGGUGGGGGGUGGGGGAGGGGAGUGGAGGGGAGAAGCAAUGGGUGAGGGGAAAACAAGGGAGGGGCAGAGGGGGGGCAGGGAGGGAAGAAACGUGGGGCAGGGAGGGGAGAAGCCAAAGACAGGGGCAUGGGCAGGCGGGGGCAGGGAGGGAGCAAAGGAGAGGCACGGAGAAAGAAAGGGAGGCGCGGGGAGGGGAGAAACCGGGCGUGGGGGGGCGGAAAAUGAGGGGCAGGGCGGGGAGGAGGGAGGGGCAGGGAGGGGAGAAGCUGAGCACACGGAGGGGGGAAAGGUGGGGCAGGGAGGUAGGAAGCCAAGGGCAAGGGGGGGAGAGUGGGGGAGCAGGGAGAGGGGGGAGGUGGGGAGCGGAGAAAGGCGGCGAGGGGCAGGGAGGGGAGAAACCAAGCAUAGGGGGGCGAGAUACGAGGGGCAGGGUGCGGAUUGAGGAGGGGCAGGGAGUGGAGUGGGUCGGCGAGGGGAAGGAAGAGGCGUGCAGCAGAGGAGGGAAGGGGGGAGGAGAAGGUAAACGAGGGGAGCGCACGGGCGGGGAGGAGCGAAUGGCGGGCGGUGGGAAACGGCGAGGGGGGCAGGGAGGGUCAAAAGAGGCGGCAAGGGAGCGGGCACGCGGAGGGUGGGGGCGGGGGGGAGCGGAUGGCAUGAGGAGGCAGGGGGCUUGCCCGUGCGAAGAAACGCCCCGUGCGCACCACCGUUGGGCGGUUGGAAGCCGCACACGGUCGCGGGGGUGGAGAGCGGAAACGGGCAGCCGGGGGAGGGUGGGGGCGGUUGGAUGGGACUGGGGUGUACGGGGGGCAGGGGAGUUGAGGGGGCAAGGGGAGGGGCAGCAACGGGCAGGGGCUGGGCCAGCUGAGGGCACGGAAAAGGGGCGGGCAGAGGGUGAGCAGCGGGGCGAGCGAUGCAAGGGAGGCACCAUAGGGGGGAAACCAGUUGCACGGAGGUGGGAGGUGAGGGGCGUGCGAGGGGGUGGGAAAGGGGCAGGGAGGGGCGGAAUGGGAGGACGUGGGUGGGGGGUGGGGGAGGGGAGUGGAGGGGAGAAGCAAUGGGUGAGGGGAAAACAAGGGAGGGGCAGAGGGGGGGCAGGGAGGGAAGAAACGUGGGGCAGGGAGGGGAGAAGCCAAAGACAGGGGCAUGGGCAGGCGGGGGCAGGGAGGGAGCAAAGGAGAGGCACGGAGAAAGAAAGGGAGGCGCGGGGAGGGGAGAAACCGGGCGUGGGGGGGCGGAAAAUGAGGGGCAGGGCGGGGAGGAGGGAGGGGCAGGGAGGGGAGAAGCUGAGCACACGGAGGGGGGAAAGGUGGGGCAGGGAGGUAGGAAGCCAAGGGCAAGGGGGGGAGAGUGGGGGAGCAGGGAGAGGGGGGAGGUGGGGAGCGGAGAAAGGCGGCGAGGGGCAGGGAGGGGAGAAACCAAGCAUAGGGGGGCGAGAUACGAGGGGCAGGGUGCGGAUUGAGGAGGGGCAGGGAGUGGAGUGGGUCGGCGAGGGGAAGGAAGAGGCGUGCAGCAGAGGAGGGGAGGGGGGAGGAGAAGGUAAACGAGGGGAGCGCACGGGCGGGGAGGAGCGAAUGGCGGGCGGUGGGAAACGGCGAGGGGGGCAGGGAGGGUCAAAAGAGGCGGCAAGGGAGCGGGCACGCGGAGGGUGGGGGCGGGGGGGAGCGGAUGGCAUGAGGAGGCAGGGGGCUUGCCCGUGCGAAGAAACGCCCCGUGCGCACCACCGUUGGGCGGUUGGAAGCCGCACACGGUCGCGGGGGUGGAGAGCGGAAACGGGCAGCCGGGGGAGGGUGGGGGCGGUUGGAUGGGACUGGGGUGUACGGGGGGCAGGGGAGUUGAGGGGGCAAGGGGAGGGGCAGCAACGGGCAGGGGCUGGGCCAGCUGAGGGCACGGAAAAGGGGCGGGCAGAGGGUGAGCAGAGGGGCGAGCGAUGCAAGGGAGGCACCAUAGGGGGGAAACCAGUUGCACGGAGGUGGGAGGUGAGGGGCGUGCGAGGGGGUGGGAAAGGGGCAGGGAGGGGCGGAAUGGGAGGACGUGGGUGGGGGGUGGGGGAGGGGAGUGUGCGUGUGUGUGUGAGAAAGAGAGAGAGAGAGAGAGAGAGAGAGAGAGGGAAAGGGAGGGGGGGAGAGAAGGGUGGGAGGGGGGCUGGUGGUGCGGAUGGGCUGAUGGUGGCAAGAGGGCAGCAGGGAUGGGGAGAAGGGAGCGUAAGCGAGGGGAACGCAAAGGGCAGGGGGGGAGGAGGGGAGGGGCAGGGAGGGAAGAGGCUGAACGGAGGGGAGAAGCAAUGGGUGAGGGGAAAACAAGGGAGGGGCAGAGGGGGGGCAGGGAGGGAAGAAACGUGGGGCAGGGAGGGGAGAAGCCAAAGACAGGGGCAUGGGCAGGCGGGGGCAGGGAGGGAGCAAAGGAGAGGCACGGAGAAAGAAAGGGAGGCGCGGGGAGGGGAGAAACCGGGCGUGGGGGGGCGGAAAAUGAGGGGCAGGGCGGGGAGGAGGGAGGGGCAGGGAGGGGAGAAGCUGAGCACACGGAGGGGGGAAAGGUGGGGCAGGGAGGUAGGAAGCCAAGGGCAAGGGGGGGAGAGUGGGGGAGCAGGGAGAGGGGGGAGGUGGGGAGCGGAGAAAGGCGGCGAGGGGCAGGGAGGGGAGAAACCAAGCAUAGGGGGGCGAGAUACGAGGGGCAGGGUGCGGAUUGAGGAGGGGCAGGGAGUGGAGUGGGUCGGCGAGGGGAAGGAAGAGGCGUGCAGCAGAGGAGGGGAGGGGGGAGGAGAAGGUAAACGAGGGGAGCGCACGGGCGGGGAGGAGCGAAUGGCGGGCGGUGGGAAACGGCGAGGGGGGCAGGGAGGGUCAAAAGAGGCGGCAAGGGAGCGGGCACGCGGAGGGUGGGGGCGGGGGGGAGCGGAUGGCAUGAGGAGGCAGGGGGCUUGCCCGUGCGAAGAAACGCCCCGUGCGCACCACCGUUGGGCGGUUGGAAGCCGCACACGGUCGCGGGGGUGGAGAGCGGAAACGGGCAGCCGGGGGAGGGUGGGGGCGGUUGGAUGGGACUGGGGUGUACGGGGGGCAGGGGAGUUGAGGGGGCAAGGGGAGGGGCAGCAACGGGCAGGGGCUGGGCCAGCUGAGGGCACGGAAAAGGGGCGGGCAGAGGGUGAGCAGCGGGGCGAGCGAUGCAAGGGAGGCACCAUAGGGGGGAAACCAGUUGCACGGAGGUGGGAGGUGAGGGGCGUGCGAGGGGGUGGGAAAGGGGCAGGGAGGGGCGGAAUGGGAGGACGUGGGUGGGGGGUGGGGGAGGGGAGUGGAGGGGAGAAGCAAUGGGUGAGGGGAAAACAAGGGAGGGGCAGAGGGGGGGCAGGGAGGGAAGAAACGUGGGGCAGGGAGGGGAGAAGCCAAAGACAGGGGCAUGGGCAGGCGGGGGCAGGGAGGGAGCAAAGGAGAGGCACGGAGAAAGAAAGGGAGGCGCGGGGAGGGGAGAAACCGGGCGUGGGGGGGCGGAAAAUGAGGGGCAGGGCGGGGAGGAGGGAGGGGCAGGGAGGGGAGAAGCUGAGCACACGGAGGGGGGAAAGGUGGGGCAGGGAGGUAGGAAGCCAAGGGCAAGGGGGGGAGAGUGGGGGAGCAGGGAGAGGGGGGAGGUGGGGAGCGGAGAAAGGCGGCGAGGGGCAGGGAGGGGAGAAACCAAGCAUAGGGGGGCGAGAUACGAGGGGCAGGGUGCGGAUUGAGGAGGGGCAGGGAGUGGAGUGGGUCGGCGAGGGGAAGGAAGAGGCGUGCAGCAGAGGAGGGGAGGGGGGAGGAGAAGGUAAACGAGGGGAGCGCACGGGCGGGGAGGAGCGAAUGGCGGGCGGUGGGAAACGGCGAGGGGGGCAGGGAGGGUCAAAAGAGGCGGCAAGGGAGCGGGCACGCGGAGGGUGGGGGCGGGGGGGAGCGGAUGGCAUGAGGAGGCAGGGGGUGUGA